AUGCAGACCCAAACAUACAAAACAGGUGUGUCAAACAACUUUAAAAUUAUCUUCAAUUCAUGGAAUAUUAGGGGGUUAAGGCGAGAUGGGAAGUUGAGAAUGGUGAAGGAUCUAAAGAAUAAACAUAGGAUACAUAUGUUAGGUUUGACUGAAACUAAAAGGCAGAUAGUGACGAGAUUUGACAUUGCAAGAGUAUGGGGACAAGAUAGUCCAGGUUGGGAAUAUGUAGGUUCUGAUGAUAUGUCUGGUGGACUAUUGUUAAUUUGGGAUGAGGCGGUGUUUAAACUGAAUAAUUGCUAUAAGGUAGAGAGGUGGUUGUGUGUUGAAGGAGAGAUUUUAAAAAAUAGUUUCAACUGUGUGUUUGUUUUGGUCUAUGAUGCACAUGAUAGAGAUGAGGAGAUUAAGGUGUGGGAGGAGUUGAGUUAUAUAGUGGGGUUAUGUCAAGUUCUCUGCUGUUUUAUGGGAGACUUUAAUGAAAUAGUAGAUGUAGAGGAAAGGAGAGGUACCACUGGGUUAACACGAUCUACGGAAGAUUUUAAGUUUUGGAUACAGGACAUGAACUUAGUGGAUUUGCCACUCACUGACCGGAAGUUUACAUGGUUUUGA
Molecule: messenger RNA, 606 nt
Organism: Arachis ipaensis
Lineage: Eukaryota; Viridiplantae; Streptophyta; Magnoliopsida; Fabales; Fabaceae
Source: RefSeq, a predicted model, not a curated record